AUGUUGCCGCGCCUGUGCGCCGACGGCCGCCGUCAGUGCUUCGCGAAGAUUGCGAGGCGCGACACACACCGCGGAACGCGAGCUCCGUAUGGCGGCCUACAACCUUUGCCGACCUGACCCCGUUUUUUGUUGCGUGAAGUUGACGAAGUGCCGACAGUGCUAGUGCGAUUGCGACUGCGACUGCGAGUGCGAUUCAGGGGAUCAGCGACGAGAACCUUCGGCCUCACGAUUGACGCCUUCUACCGCUUCCUGCGCCAGGGGCUGCCGCUGGCCAGGGAGGCAGCGAUCCACCUGAAUGGCAGCCAGGCGACGCCCGCCUCCUUCGCCGGGGUGACCAUAAGCGGGGCCCCCGGCGAUCUCUUCAACUACAGUGGCCUGGAGCUGGACCUCGGCCUGGAUCUCGACCUGGGCCCGACCAGCCCCAGCACGUUGGCGCCCACGCAGACCUUCAGGCCACCGGCGAACCGGAGCGUGGUGCGCGUCAGUGCCGACGUGCCCAUCUGGGUGGUGCCCUGCUACUCGGCCAUCCUGCUGUGCGCCGUGGUCGGGAAUCUGCUGGUGGUGCUGACCCUGGUCCAGAACCGCCGCAUGCGCACCAUCACCAACGUUUUCCUGCUCAACCUGGCCAUCUCGGACAUCCUGCUCGGCGUGUUCUGCAUGCCGGUGACCCUGGUCGGAACCCUGCUGCGCCACUUCAUCUUCGGCGAGCUGCUCUGCAAGCUCAUCCAGUUUGCCCAGGCUGCCUCCGUGGCCGUUUCCUCGUGGACACUGGUGGCCAUCUCGUGCGAGCGCUACUACGCCAUCUGCCAUCCGCUGAGGUCGCGCACCUGGCAGACGAUCAACCAUGCCAACAAGAUCAUCGCCAUCAUCUGGCUGGGCAGUCUGGUGUGCAUGACGCCCAUCGCCGCCUUCAGCCAGCUGAUGCCCACCAGUCGCCCAGGCCUGCGCAAGUGCCGGGAGCAAUGGCCGGCGGACAGCCUCAACUACGAGCGGGCCUACAACCUGUUCCUGGACCUGGCCCUCCUGGUGCUGCCCCUGCUGGCCCUGAGCUUCACCUACCUGUUCAUCACCCGCACCCUGUACGUGAGCAUGCGCAACGAGCGGGCCAUGAACUUCGGCAGCAGUGGGCCGGAGGUGACCUCCGCCUCCGCCGCGGGACCCGGCAGCCAGCGGCGGCCCAACGGAGGCCACUGCCAGUCUCUCGACACGGUGGUGACCCACCAGAACAAUCCGCACCAGCAGCAGCACCACUCGCAGUCCUACUACUACGCGGACUACACCCACUGCGGCAGCAAGCGCCGGCUGAUCGGAGGAGGAGCUCCCUGCGAGGGACGGAGGCAUCUCUACUGUAUGCGCAGUGCCUCCGUGAAGUCCCUGCGCCAUCAGCAGAUUAACGGAGGUGGUGGAGCCGCGGCCGUUGCCGGAACCGGAAACGCCGACUGCUGCAGUCGGGUCCACAGGAUGCGCCACCAGAUGCAGCCCCAACAGCCGGGCUACAUGAGCGACAACGAAUCCCGGCGGAAGUCCUUGUCCCAGCCCAGUCUGCGCAUCACGGAGGCGGGACUGCGGAGGUCCAACGAAAGCAAGAGCCUGGAGAGCAAGAAGCGGGUGGUCAAGAUGCUGUUCGUCCUGGUGCUGGAGUUCUUCAUCUGCUGGACCCCGCUGUACGUGAUCAACACGAUGACCAUGCUCCUGGGGCCGGCGGUGUACGAGUACGUGGACUACACGGCCAUCAGCUUCCUGCAGCUGCUGGCCUACUCCUCCAGCUGCUGCAACCCGAUCACCUACUGCUUCAUGAACGCCAGCUUCCGGCGCGCCUUCGUGGACACCUUCAAGGGGAUGCGGGUGUGCGAGCGCCUGUGCGCGCCCUGCUGCUUCUGGCGGCGGCGGUCCAAGAACGAGACGAACCUGUCCGUGGCCGGCAACUCCAUUGCGCUGGCCAACUCGGUCAUGUCCAGCCACACGAUCCUGGAGAGCCCGCGCCUCUGAGCCAGCCGCCGGCGGCAGCAGCUGGCGGAGUCGGAGUCCCUGUAGGACAGCAAAGAGUGCGGCUCGCGGUCGCCAAUUUGUGAUGAUGCAAUGUAACUGCAAUAGAAACUGUGGUUGUCAACGAAUCCGCCGCGUUCUGAAUGUGUGUGGAGGUGGCUGGAUGUGGAUGGGGUCCGGGCGAGGAACACUGGGGGAUCCCCCUCUUAAUAUUAGCAAAUAGUCUUUUAAUUAUGAGUGUGCGUUAAUGCGAGUUAUUCAGUGUCAGUUAUUUGACUUCACCCGCGCGUUUCACGUUUUUUCACCUCUAAGGUGGAGGAAUGUAACGAAGAUCAGUCGGAUACAAAUUUACAUAGAUAUAGGUUAAUUGAAAAGUAUCAGUUGAAGAGUGGGCACAAUGGUUUCAAAGUUGAUCAUUAACUAUUUUAAAUAACUAAAUGUAAAAUUUCUUACCUUGUAGGAUACAAAGAGACCUCGAAUUGUUAUAACUAAAAUACGUCCUCGAAUUCUUCUGGGCCUAAGACAUACGUUUCUUUAACUCACAAAAAUAGAGAAGAAUAACCAACCAAUCUUUCAGUAGAGGAGUGCUGAUUUCCUCUUUCUUUGCUAUACCUGAUAAUCAAUAAACCAAUAUAAUAUACAUUCUUUUAAAAGAAACAAAUUCCACAAUUUUAAAUAUUUUUAUGGUCUGUUUUUAUAAAUUAAAUUAGUUCCUGACUGACUUUAAUGGUUAACUGUUAUUUUGUACGUAUUUUUAUAAGACUUAUUCUCUGUGAAAUAUGGAAAAGCUCUGUUUAGGUAAUGUUAAUUGAAUGUUUUUAGUGACAACUGUUGCAAUCCAACUCUGCAAUUAGAAAUGGUAAUAUUAGUGCUAGCUUUCAGACCAUUGUGCUGCUCCUACAACGCAGUCCUUAACUUUACCCUAAACCGCUUAAGUAGAAGUUCCGCCGCGCGGUGGAAGGUUUCAGCGAAUCAAGAAGCAUUUGACAGCAGGCUGAUUUUACAGGGUAGACAGGGAAUCCUCCGCGGGAUUCCUCUCAUUCAAAAAGGUUGUCAGACGGAGCUUAUGGAGUGCCAGACACUCCGAGGUCCAAGUAUUAUAAGACACCCGCACCCGGGUCGAAAACCGGGUGGGUCGGGGCCGAAAAUCCAAUUUACGUAGAUUAAUGGAAUUCCGGCAAGCAAAUAAAUAUUAACACUCAAAAGUUUCACUUUAGCUCCCACACACACUUCAACGAACCUGGCAAUUGCAAUUAUUAUUAUGAUAUUUAUAGAUGUACAAAUCUCGGUGUUUUUAUGUAAAUAAUGAAAUCAAAUCAAAUAAACUGCAUCUAAAU
Molecule: messenger RNA, 3323 nt
Organism: Drosophila biarmipes
Lineage: Eukaryota; Metazoa; Arthropoda; Insecta; Diptera; Drosophilidae
Gene: CCKLR-17D1
Product: gastrin/cholecystokinin type B receptor
Biological process (GO): neuropeptide signaling pathway
Cellular component (GO): membrane
Molecular function (GO): neuropeptide receptor activity
Source: RefSeq, a predicted model, not a curated record